UCAGUCAACAGGGACUUCACGAAAAGCAAGAACAAACCGGCAAACGCAAAGCAAAUCAAUAAAUUGAAAGUGUUAUGCCGCCAAUUUUUAAUUAUUGUAAACAUAAUCAUCGCUUAUUCCGCAAUGGCGCCGCCGAUCAACAGUUAGACAAAACGGAAACUUCCAGUGAUGCAAUCAUAAACAAGAAUGUAGAUGUUUCGCAUAAAAAAUCCAUCAAGUCGCCUAUUGACACCGAUAAAAACUGUAUUGUUAACGACUACAACAGCAUACGUUUGUAAUUCAAAAGAGAAUUCCAUUAUUGAUAACAGCAGCAUAUCCAUGAAUACCAACUCUCCCUUUCGCUACAUAUACCUGCAAAAAUAGCUAAAAAGUCACUAAAUUCAGAAGGAAUUUCGCUAAAAGUAGUAGCUAAAAUUUUUAAAAAAGUAUAAUACAUAUUCCAUAAUAGGUUUUGUUACUCAUCUUUUUUAAACUCAGUCUUCAUAAAAAUUAUAAAUAAUGUCCCAAUUUUUCUGCGGACCAUCAAAAAGGUUUUACGGACCACUGGUUGGCAACCGAUGGUAUAGAGGCGAGGACCGUUAAUGCUGAAGAACUGGGGACAAAGUCAUGGAAGGGUGUAAGAGGAAGAAUCAUAAUUUAUGGUAACUAAAAUGCAAUGAAAUGUAGAUAAGAGUAAAUGAGUGGGAAUAUGACUCCCAACUGAAAAUGAAAGAAAAACGGAGCAUUAUUGGGACAAUAUGUGUGACAACGAUGGAAUGUGUUUAUGGCUUAAAGUAGAUUUAACUGAUAUUUUUAUAUGCGAAAGAGUGUGAUCUUCUGAAUCGCAGUGAGUCUUGACAAUGUUUAACAGAAAGAUGAGAUCUGAUUGCAUUGUUUAUGAUGUAGAAGCCAUCUGUACCAGAAGCCGCCUGUAAUUUGUCGAAAGAUCUUGUCCUUGAAUGACAUAUUUUUUUCGCCGCAUGACGCCAGACAGAGGAGGCGUAAUUGAGAGCAGGUCUGAGCAGUAACUUAUACAGUAUAAUUUUAUUGCUGAUGGAAAAAUCGCUAAGGCUUCCGAAGAGAGGUUGCUUAUUGCAGGGGUGCUUCCUUAUCAUAUCAUAGCGGCCCCCAAGAUUGAAGCGCUAAUCAACCAAGAUAUCUCGUCACGUGUUAUACCUGGCUCCAAGUUACAUCUCGAUUGUUUAGCGAUUAAAUUUUAGGGGCCGCUAUAAUAAGGAAGUACCUUUUUCUGCAACAGUCUUUACAUGAUAGCUGAAGGUAAAUUUGGAAUCAAGAAUCAUUCCAAAUUUACCUAUGUGUACGGAAGGUAAUUUGGCUUCCGUAUAAGUAAGGCUUUCCGUACAUGUGUACUAGUUUUCUAUUAAAGUCAUAAAAUGAAUUAUCUUCAAUCAUCAGCGAUUUCAAGAACUAUUCCUGUUUGUCUUGUUUGAAGAUUUUGAGCUCUAUUUUAAUUCUAUUCCAUAAUUGAUUAUAUUGAUGCUUCCAGUCUGAGUUGAGUGGUUUGCCUUCGUUCUUUUGCUUUAUAAACUCCUAGAGUUCUUUUAGCAAGCUUUGAGGAGAUCUUGUCUGCUUCAGAAAAUUUAGAAAUUGCGAACUCUGAUAUUUCAAGAUUAAAUCUUGAGCAGAGAUUAGAAAGUGUGCAUUAGCCGCGAGCUUUUCAUGAAUGAACAUAUGAAGACUAUUAUUAUAUAAGUAAUCUAAUAUCACUGUAAUUGAAAAAAAAAAUUUUUUGCCACUUAUUUUAUCCUUAUGAAGACUUACCUUCUCGCCCAGUCAACUUUAUUCAGAAUCAAGUUAGUUUCCACCACAUUUUUCAUGAAUCAAAAGUUAUGAAACAAAAUGCUGACUUUAAAAUGGUUUCUAAAAUCAGUAUAUCAAACCAUAUUUUGCCACGUGAGUAUGCGUACUCCUAAAAAAAGAAAAGAUGCUUUUAUUGCAAAAGUUAAGUUAAUGCAAAGAUUGUUUAUAUUUAUCUGUUUCAAAUAGUUACAUAAGUUUCAAAUCAAAUGUACCGAAAAAUAAAAAGAAUGUUACAUUCCAUCUUCACAGUACUUGACAGUAAUAAGCUGGAAAAUCCAGACAAUUCAUCGCAAACUUCGCCUUUCGCAGCAGAUAAUUUUCCAAAUAUCUAUAUCAAUAACCCACUGGAAAAUAUUGCAACGGAUGUUGAGCAUAUAGAAUUCAAUAACUUGAAGAAAAUUUUAACGUCAAAUAAAAUAAAGCGUUCCUUCUGCCGGAGUGGUGGAUAUAAUACUCGCAAACUUUCGCCUAUAGUGGAGGAAAAUAUUGACGAAGAAAUGGCCGCCCAGUUGGAAUAUUCUAUGGAUUUAAAUAAAUACCGAAUAUCGGAAGAACCUCCAAAGGUAAUAGAAGAUUACACGAAGAAAAGAAGUACUACCUGUCAACUGUUCGGGGAAUCAAAGGAAAGACUCAAUAUACCUGUUUCUCCACCCAUGAAUGACGUUGAAUUAAAGAGAAUACUGCAAGAAUUAACUCUUUUUACAAAAUUCAAAACAGGAUUCUUAAAGACUUAGUCUCACAACACAGUUAAUAUAUCAAAAAUAAGUUUAUUUCGUAUUUCUCUGAAAAAGCUUUACACAAUAUAGCAACUUAAAUCGUGAUAUUUUAAUCAUUUAUUUCUUGAAACCAAAAUAGCUUAUGCACAACGCAGAUGUUAUCGAAUAUUUGGCUUGUGUUUGCAAACCCGCGGAUAUUUUGUAAGUUGCUUUUUCAAGUAAUUUUUCUGUUUUAUUAAAGUAUAUCAAAAAUGUAUCCUA
Molecule: messenger RNA, 2777 nt
Organism: Stegodyphus dumicola
Lineage: Eukaryota; Metazoa; Arthropoda; Arachnida; Araneae; Eresidae
Source: RefSeq, a predicted model, not a curated record